Molecule: messenger RNA, 2537 nt
Organism: Maylandia zebra (zebra mbuna)
Lineage: Eukaryota; Metazoa; Chordata; Actinopteri; Cichliformes; Cichlidae
Source: RefSeq, a predicted model, not a curated record
GAUCCUUUUGCAGCCACAGUUUGUGGCCGCUGGGGGCAGCAGCUUCUGAGACGCAAGCGUAGAGGAAGUCGAUGUUUACGCGUCGUUGUAAACUACCGGGUCGGUGUUAGCGCCAGCAGUCAGGUAAACCACUGACAGGGUGAAAUGUUUUUUGAGAAUGAUCCCCGGCAGUUCUCUUACCGCUGCUCUGCAGCGCAACAGCACUUAGCAUUAGCGUGCUAGCUGGCUGGACAGGAGCCGGGACUGCGCAGAAUCAGUAACCCGGGAGAUCCGCGCAGCGCUGUGCCACAAAGUUCUCGUCAGAGUGUUGGUGUCAAGAUGUGUGAUCAGAAGCAUGUCAGACAGCACGGUGAUAUGAUAAACAGUGACGACCAGCUGUCAGCCAGUGAUGAAUCUGAGCCUGAACAACAACCCAGCAGAGCUCCAUUUGACCCAGACCUAGACCACAGUGAUGAUGAUGAUGAUGAUGAUGAUGUGUGUGCACCAGCAGCUAUUCCCAUAUCUCAGAGUUCAUUCAGUCUGAGUGGAGGUACCUCAGCCUUCUCUGACCGCAGCCACAGUAUCUUUGACUGCCUAGACAGUAUUGGCAGGCAGACUUUCUCCUCUCUAAAUCAGAACACUGUUGCAGACGAAUCCUCACUUCACAGUCAAAACACAAGCCAUCCGUCAUCCAUCUGUCCCACACCACCAAAGAAGAGAUUAGUCCCAGACUACCUAGUGCAUCCUGAGCGCUGGACACAUUACAGUCUGGAGGAUGUGAAUGAGAGCAGCGAUCAGGAAAAUAGCAGGGUGGCUUAUCAGUUCCUGUCCAGCCUGGGGCAAGAGGCAAGAGGCAGUUCCCCCUGUGACCUCCAGCACAAGAUGAUCUUCAGACCCAAGCAACUGCCGAAGGAACAACCUAAUGAUCAGCUUUCUCUUGUGAGUGCAAAGGAGACAGGAAUGCAUCUCAGUCACCUACUGGAGGAGGAGGACGAAGAGGCAGAAGGAAGGAAAACAGAAGAACAUCUAGACAAAACUGAGAAAGGAAAAAAAGAUGAAGAGAAGGACACGAGUGGAGCUAUGGGUCAAGGAGAGGAAAAGAAAGAGGUGCAAAAAGAAAAGAAGGUAGAAGAGUCCAGGUGCCAGUUCACCUCCUUCAGGAAUAUGAUGACUAAAAACUACAGGAAGCGUCCCGGCUGUGAGGACAACUGAUGACGGCAGUGACGUCCUCACCGUCAGCAGCUCAGUGUUUCAUCGUACGGUCAUAUGUGAACUGUACUCUUACUCCGCAUGCCUGUGUUUGUUCUGCUUCACCCAGCAGCGAUGUUCCAGAGUGCUUCACUUCAUACUUCCAGUUUCCUUAUUGUCGAAUUUUAGUUCCUGUUGUAUUUGGUAUUGUGAGAUCAAGUGUUGAAUUCAAAGGUUUUUGAGAAAAUAAGAAAUGGAAAGUUUUCCCAGUGAUAGUAAUUACUACCAUUAAAAACAAAUAAACACACCUUCAUCACCAGUUUCACCAACACAUUAAUGAAUGAGACAGGCAGUACACAAAAUGUAAAGAGAUGUUAAGUAAAAUGAAGGGUUUAUUAUUUGCUACAUCUUCCAAUCUGAAUAAACUGUCCUUUUUUUAAUUGAAGAAAUGGAUCCAAAUUACAAAUGUUUGGAUAAGUCAGUUUUAACCAUUGAUUUAACACUGUUGCCAUCUUCUGGAAUAAAACUGUUGUAAAGUUGUAAACUACUCGUCUAAAAUUGUGUGGCUCCUCCGGCUGCUGAAACAGCUCUGACCCAGGGAGACCCGACUGCGAGACUUCUGAGAGUCCCCUGUGUUACAGAUCCUGUAAAUCCAGAUUUUUUUAUAGGCAGGGCCCUCGUGGAUCAGACUCAUUCUUCCUGCAGACUAGACUGAACUGCGAUCUGGGGAUUUUGAAGGUCAAGUUAAUACUUUGCACUUAGUCAUAUUCUGUUACCAUCGGGCAUUCUCCUGCCUCGAUGGGGUGCAUGUGGGCUGCAGGUAUUUCAACAUCGAACAUGAAUAUCGUGACAAUAUCAGCAACAUGUCCACUGAACCUGAACAUGUGGGGGAAAGUUAUUCUCAACGAUGAGUCCAGAUUCUGCCUACUUCACGUGUUCUGCUUCAUUAAUGAAUUCUCCAAUAAGAUAAGAUAAGAUAACCUUUAUUAGUCCCACACGUUGUUGUUUGUUUCCCAAGCUAUGCAUUAGUAGAAAGAGAUUGAAAUCCUCCAACUAGCCACCUCCACAACACAGCUCAGAGAGGUUAAAAGGUCUUAAUAUCCAGCCUUAUGUGAGUAAAAAUGCUUUUCUCUAUUUCCUAAUAAUAAAGCAUUUUUGGUCAAAUAUAAAUCAGAAUUAGUUUGAUUAAUAUAUAAAUAAGAAAUGUAGUUUGAGUAGUAGAAACAACUGUUCUAAUGUCUGAGUUUGGUGGUGGUGUGUGUGAAUCUGAAAGUUUUGUAAUUGUUUAACACAGAACUGUAAUUAUUGGGUUUUGCUGAAAGUUGAUUCAUUUUGAGUGCAAAUAAAAAAAUAAAUAUGUUUAAGUUAAA